AUGCAGUUCUGGUGGCAGACCAGAUACGCCUCGUGGGAGGAGACGAGCUUCCGGGUCUUUCGGCACUUCGUGAGGCCAGGGGCCGUAGUGCUGGACCUGGGUGGCUGGGUGGGCCCCACCGCCCUGUGGCUCGCCGCGGUGGCGCGCAAGGUGGUGGUUCUGGAGCCCGGGGACAAGGCAUUUGAUGAGCUGACGCUGAACGCUGCAGCCAAUCGUGACAGGAUUGGGCGCCUCUCCUUGGUGCACGCAGCGCUAGGGCCCAAGCGCGGCUUUGUUCAGAUGACCAACCGCGGCGACUCUGCAGAUCAGGUGGGCGUUUACGACGGCCAGGGCGGCAUACUUUCUGCCGUUUGGAGCGUCAAGGACCUGCUCUGGGCCUUUCCGGAGCUGGAGGAGGUGACGUUUGUGAAGAUCGAUGUGGAGGGCAGCGAGCGGGACAUCAUCCCGGCUAUGGCCGGCUUUCUGCGAGAGAAGCAGCCGGUGAUGCUGCUGUCCAUUCACCCCUGGGCACUGAUGGCCGACGAAUUGGAGGAUUUGGCGAGUCACCUGAAGGACCUUUGUCCCUUCUUGUACAGCUUCCACUUCAACAUGACGUGGUCGCUGACGGACUUCCGCAUCAUGGGCCCCACUGCUGCCAUCAUGCCCCAGGUGGCGGAUCCCGCCGACGACGUGCUGUGCAUGUGGCAAUCGGCUCCUGAGUUGAGCGCUUUGCCCAUUUGGAGCUAG
Molecule: messenger RNA, 726 nt
Organism: Effrenium voratum
Lineage: Eukaryota; Dinophyceae; Suessiales; Symbiodiniaceae
Source: the annotation of a GenBank genome assembly